AUGUUUGGCGCCACGCAGCCUACAUCUCUGUUUGGCGUCGGACAAACUCAACAACAAAUGCAGCACCCACAGCAACCGCAGCAACCGCAACAACCGCAGCUGCCGCGAGCCCUUAUGGAGCUGAUUGACCGUUUAAACCCCAUGCGCAACGAAUCAAGCAUGCACGCCGCUCUCUAUAAUGUCGUAAGUCCAUCUGACGUGUCCCGCUACGGGCGACCAGCGGCAAUGAACGAAAGUCUGUGGGACGCCGCCGUGGCAAAUAACCCAGAUCCGUCGCGCAUGGUGCCAGUGCAAGCAAAUAAUUUUGACGACCUUCUACGAAGAUCCGAGAUGCAAACGCAGCGCAUCCAAGAACAUGGCGCCGUGCUUUCGCAGAUCGAGGAAGGACUGAGUCAGAUGGAAAGUGCAGUGGAGGGCGAUGUGACUACAAGGCUGGCGACAUACCGAAGACGGCAUCGCGAGCUGGCGAGAAAGUUGCUGCGCCUAGCGAGUGUAGUGGAUAUGGAGACCGCGCGGGGCGAUCGAGCCACGCUCACAGUGGGUGAGGCAGAGAGGAGGAAGAAGGUAGUAGCCAUUGCUAGGGCGCUAGCGGAGCCCGCCGAGUUUAAGGACAAGCUGGCUGACUUGGUUGAGUUGGGGGAGAGCCAUGUGCUAGAGAGGAGGGCUAGAAAGGACGUGGAGAUUAGGGAUGUUCGGGCUGCUGGAGCGAUCAGGAAUUUGUUAGGUGAGCAGCUUAAGGGAAUUGAGCAUCUGGCGAAGGUUUGUGAGAAGGCGAAGAGGGACCUGGAUAUUGUGACGGAGGGCGUGGGUGAACGGUAA
Molecule: messenger RNA, 819 nt
Organism: Chondrus crispus (carragheen)
Lineage: Eukaryota; Rhodophyta; Florideophyceae; Gigartinales; Gigartinaceae
Exons: 1
Coding region: 1-819 (272 amino acids)
Biological process (GO): nuclear pore organization; protein localization to nuclear inner membrane; NLS-bearing protein import into nucleus
Cellular component (GO): nuclear pore; nuclear pore central transport channel
Molecular function (GO): structural constituent of nuclear pore
Source: RefSeq, a predicted model, not a curated record